CGGCGAUGUUGUCAUCGUCCGCCGGAAGAGUGGGGACUUUGAUGAUUAACUCCAACAUCAACCCGACAAUAAGUAUGCUCAUUUUCACCUCACAGGGCAGACAACACCUACCCAACUUUCUGAACACAUUCGCCGAACAAAAGAGUCAAAAAUGCCUGAAACCGUGACAGACAUGUUGAGCCGCAGAGUCAAGCUCUCUAAUGGCCUCUCCAUUCCCCAAAUCCAACUCGGCCUCUACAUGAUGUCCGGCCCCGAGACCACACGCGCGGUCCGCUGGGCCCUCGGUGCCGGCUACCGCGGCUUCGACAGCGCCCAAUGGUACUACAACGAACGCGAAGCCGGCCAAGCCAUCCUCUCCUUCCUGUCCUCCCCCGAAAACACCGCGGGCCUCACCCGCAAAGACGUUCAUUUCACCAGCAAGCUGCGCGACAACAGCACCAAUUACGACGCUGUUCGCGCUUCGAUCUCCAAGUCAGUGAAGGCUUCUGGACUUGGCUACAUUGACCUGUUCCUCCUGCACAGCCCGCUUGGCGGCCGCGAAGCCCGGUUGACCAGCUGGAAAGCGGUCGAAGAUGCGGUACUCGCGGGCGAGGUCAAGAUGGCGGGCGUCUCGAACUACGGCGUCAAGCAUCUCGACGAGGUCAUGUCAGCACCUUUUAAAAUCAAGCCUCUCGUGAACCAGAUUGAAUGCCAUCCAUUCAACACGCAGCCGGAGAUCAGGGCCGCGUGCGAGAAGUAUGGUAUUGUCAUCGAGGCGUACGCGCCGCUAGCGAGAGGGAUGCGCAUGAAGCAUCCCGUCUUGACAGCGGUGGCAAAGAAGUACGGGGUCACGCCCGCGCAGGUGUUGGUUAGGUGGUCGGUGCAGCAUGGGUUCGUGACGCUGCCGAAAAGUACCAAGAAGGAGAGGUUGGUAGAGAAUGCGGAUGUGGGUAGGUUUGAGUUGGCCGAGGAGGAUAUGGAGAAACUGGAUGGGUUGGAUGAGAAGUUGGUUACUGAUUGGGAUCCUACUGAUGCGGACUAGAUGUUCUCGGUUCGUGCCUACACGUUCGCCCAAGUACCUUCGGAUUUACCAGUUCUGGUGCCUCCAUGUACUUGAUGUUAUGGUCUGAUUUGCAGAUACGUAGACUUACUAAACCAGCGUAUUUAUUUCUUGUCCUCACAAUCGGUUCGCAAACACAAGAUAUAUGCGAUUUGUCCUUUCUUACCACAUCAACAUAUUACACAAACCAGGCAACACCUUUAAGCUCCGUUAUUCUGGUGGCACUGGUUCCUCCCCACACCAUAUCUUCUUGUCUUCUUACUUGAGGUGGUAAUAAGACCCCGGUUCUAUUCGAGAGCCGCAAGUUGAUGGGGAGGUAGAGCACUGUCCACGGAAAAUGGAUUCCAGAUCAUAGGGACGGCCGUCCUUGGCGGUCACCAUGUAAACCCGCCAAGUCCGACCUUCAUUGCCGACAUAUCACCGUCAGGAGACUAUGAGUUCCUUCUGGGAAUGGAUCCGAGUUGCAGAGGAGGCAAUCCUGCAUCCUCAACCCACAUUCGGCACCGUUUACAGAGUUGGAUGAUGAGUGCAGACCUACCAGAGGCUACAGGUGUCCUUGUGAUACAUUGAAAAGCUUUCUACACGAGCGGGGAAGAUCAUUGAACCAUAGGCGGCUCAGGGUGAAAGAGGAAGGUGCUUCAAUCUCCAGGUGGAAUGAAUGACAGCUUCACCUGCUUACGAUGCCGUAUAUCACCCAAAGACGCACGGAGUACGGUUAAUGUUACCUGAACAUCGAGUCCCGAAAAUAAAGCCCUGUUUGACCAAAGUGAUGACCGAGGUCUCGAACUCACAAACGAACCAGUACUGGACUGUACUGUAUCUACGUAUAAGCUGGUCGGGAGAACUGGUGUGACAGCAUUCAUCAUCAUCCUUUGAAAUUAUCUUCGGCGACGUCGAGAAUCAUACCCAUUGGCGACUGGAAAGGCAACCUAGUUGAUCUCGAACGAACUUAACGCAUGAAGAGCGGUGAAAGAAUUAUUCGGCUGGUUAUGAUCAUUCUCCACGGAUUGUCUGGAUCUGGUACGAUUAAAUCCUCAUCCCUCUGGCCGACUGAGGUAGUUUCACCGUUCACGAUGCAGUGAAACGUUGUAGAAACACAUAUGUCGGAUUGGGUCACCCAAAGCUACGGUUGGAUGUUUGCGGUG
This is a messenger RNA of Neurospora crassa OR74A, 2184 nucleotides long. Its product is annotated as aldose reductase. The record is from RefSeq and is a predicted model, not a curated record. Lineage: Eukaryota; Fungi; Ascomycota; Sordariomycetes; Sordariales; Sordariaceae. Bases 152 to 1021 code for a protein of 289 amino acids. Gene Ontology annotation, molecular function: oxidoreductase activity. The transcript has 3 exons.